CAUUUAUAUAGUUUUCUCAUGUUGCCACAACAGGUCUGAAGGCCGUGAUGGAGACGAUCAAUUCCUCUUCCUACAACUUCAGGACAACUACUCUGCCUCCUGAAGAUGGCUAUGACGAUUUUGACAAGUAUUUGUUGAAGUCUCUCCACAUCAUGUCUAUGAUAGUUUACUCUCUGGUCUUCGUCCUCGGUGUGGUCGGGAAUGGAGUGGUCAUCUGGGUGACUGGGUUCAAGAUGAAGAAAACGGUGAACACAGUUUGGAUUCUCAAUCUCGCUGUGGCUGAUUUCCUGUUCACAGCAUUUCUUCCCUUUGCAGUGACCUACCUGGCGCUGGAUUUCCACUGGCCCUUCGGCAAUUUCAUGUGCAAGCUACACACCACAGUCAGCUUACUGAACAUGUUCACCAGCAUCUACUUUUUGAUGGUGAUCAGUGUGGACAGAUGCGUGUCAGUGGUUUGGCCCGUUUGGGCGCAGAACCACCGGAACGUACGCAAGGCCUCCUGGGUGAGUCUGGGAGUUUGGGUGGUGGCUUCGAUUCUCAGUGUUCCGUACUUCGUCUUCAGGGACACCGAGGAUGACCUCGAGGCAAACUUGACAUUCUGCUUCGACAACUUUGCUCUUUCCGAUGACUACGAAACGCCGUCCGUGAACCAGCUGCGUAAGUUUCGUCAUGAGGCGCUGGUCGUCGUCCGCUUCCUCCUGGCAUUCGUUGUCCCCUUCACCGUCAUCGUCUCCUGUUACGCCAUCAUCAUCCACCGCCUCAGGAGAAACCGAACCCUGGCCAGCCAGACCAGCCGCCCCUUUAAGAUCAUCGCUGCCAUCAUCUUCACUUUUUUCGUGUGCUGGGCUCCACUUCACAUCAUGGGUCUAAUUCACUUGGUAAAAUUCUCUUCAGAUGAACCAAACAACAAAUUAGAAUUUGUCAUCACUGUUGGCAUCCCCAUAGCCACCAAUCUGGCCUUCCUCAACAGCUGCCUGAACCCACUGCUGUAUGUGUUCAUGGGCCAAGAGUUAAAGAAUGAAGUCCGCAAAUCCAUCCUGAAAGCGCUGGAGUCGGCCUUCCAGGAGGAGAAGACUCGUUCAACCUAUGCCAUGAAAACAGGGGAGAGCAAA
This is a messenger RNA of Acanthochromis polyacanthus (spiny chromis), 1112 nucleotides long. Its product is annotated as chemerin-like receptor 1. The transcript has a single exon. The annotation marks the transcript as partial. Gene Ontology annotation, molecular function: complement receptor activity; G protein-coupled receptor activity. Gene Ontology annotation, cellular component: plasma membrane. NCBI's taxonomy places the organism in Eukaryota, Metazoa, Chordata, Actinopteri, Pomacentridae. Gene Ontology annotation, biological process: positive regulation of cytosolic calcium ion concentration; phospholipase C-activating G protein-coupled receptor signaling pathway; inflammatory response. The record is from RefSeq and is a predicted model, not a curated record.